AUGGAGUCGAAGGGCGGCAAAAAGAAGUCUAGUAGUAGUAAGUCAUUAUUUUACGAAGCUCCCCUCGGUUACAGCAUUGAAGACGUCAGGCCUCACGGUGGAAUCAAGAAAUUCAGAUCAGCUGCUUACUCUAACUGCGUCCGCAAGCCAUCCUGA
Molecule: messenger RNA, 156 nt
Organism: Prunus armeniaca (apricot)
Lineage: Eukaryota; Viridiplantae; Streptophyta; Magnoliopsida; Rosales; Rosaceae
Source: the annotation of a GenBank genome assembly